CCCGGCCGGAACAACAACCGUCGGGCCCAUUGACCCAAACGGGCCCUCAACCCCCGCCAACAACUCGCACUCCCGUAUGCAUAUACAUACAUAUAUAUCUACCUCCCUACCAGCCCAUACAGGGCAUCACAUAUAUAUAUACGGGACGACAGAGCUGCGUCUGCUCUCCGCCGCAACCAACCCUCCAACUCUCAACUCCGCUCAACCCCGCCUGCCCGCCAUGACCCCAACAAACGUCUACUCGCCAGUGGUCGACGUGCCUCCAGUCCCCCCAAAACGAAGGAAGGGCGUGCAGCGGGGGUUGGAGGCAAGGCAUAUACAGAUGAUUGCUAUUGGCGGAACAAUAGGAACCGGACUUUUUGUGGGCUCAGGAGCGACGAUUGCGAUUGCGGGGCCUGUCGGGGCAUUAGUUGCUUUUCUCAUUGUCGGGACGAUGGUGUUCUUUACGACCUCGAGUUUGGGGGAAAUGGCGACGCUGUUUCCUGUGUCGGGGUCGUUUGUGACUUAUGCGGGACGAUUUGUGGAUCCUGCCUACUCAUUCACCCUCGGCUGGAACUACUGGGCCCAAUGGGCCGUCUCGCUCCCCUCCGAGCUCAGCGCGCUUGGGAUCAUCGUCUCCUUCUGGACGCCCAACGUGCCGACGUGGAUCUGGUCCGCGUCCAUCCUCACCGUGCUGGUCGCGGUGAACCUCGUCAGCGUAAAGAGCUUUGGGGAGGCGGAGUACUGGUUGGCGGCUGUUAAGGUUGUUGCUGUUAUAGCGUUUAUAUUUGUGGGAGUGGCCGUUGAUCUGGGCUGGCUGGGAUCCAACCCUGCUGUCGGGUUGGAGUACUGGUCGAUACCCGGCGCACCGUUCAAGAACGGGGUUCUGGGAGUGUUCAACGUGUUUGUGAUUGCGUUUUUCAGCUUCGGUGGCACUGAGUUGAUUGGGAUCACGGCGGGGGAGGCGAAGAAUCCACGCAAGAAUGUGCCAAAAGCGAUCAACCAAACGUUCUGGAGAAUCUUAAUCUUCUACAUCCUCUCCAUCCUAACAAUCGGCCUCCUAAUCCGCAACGACGACCCAACCCUCCUCGACUCCUCCACCCCCUCCGACAUCUCCAUCGCGCCCUUCACGCGCGUCUUCCAAUCCGCCGGUCUGAACUCCGCUGCCCACGCCAUGAACGCCGUGAUCUUCACCGCGGUGCUAUCGGCGGGGAACACGGCGAUCUAUGCGGCGAGUAGGACCCUCAUGACGAUGGCGAGGGAGGGGAGGGCGCCCGCGUGGCUUGGGGUGGUGAAUGCGAGGGGCGUGCCCGUCGCGAGUUUGGCGGUGACGACCGCCGUGGGGUGCUUGUGCUUUUUGGGGACGGUUUUUGGAGACGGCACCCUCUUCACAACCCUCCUCCACCUAACCGGCCUCUCCAGCAUCCUCACCUGGCUCUCCAUCACCCUCAUCCACCUCCGCUUCCGCGCCGCCUGGACCGCGCAGAAUCGCUCGUUGGACGACUUACCCUACCGCGCACCCUUCUUCCCAUACGGGCAGUAUCUAAGCCUGGCGUUGGGUGCGGCGGUCAUUGUGGGGAUGGGGUGGGCGGCGCUGGACGAGGGGGGAAGUCGGACUCCCGCUCUUCAUCCUCCUCUACCUCGUGCACAAGUACCGCAACAACACGAACCUGAUCCCGCUGCUCGAAUGCGAUCUCGACACGAAUCGGUUGCCCCUGUAUGAGAAUGAGGAGGAGGAUGGUGAGGAGGAGGAAGGCGGGGAGGGGGAGGUGGAGGUGGAGUUGACGGAGAGUGAGG
Fimicolochytrium jonesii is the source of this 1776-nucleotide messenger RNA. RefSeq names its product amino acid permease-domain-containing protein. Bases 77 to 1702 code for a protein of 541 amino acids. Gene Ontology annotation, cellular component: membrane. The record is from RefSeq and is a predicted model, not a curated record. Gene Ontology annotation, molecular function: amino acid transmembrane transporter activity. NCBI's taxonomy places the organism in Eukaryota, Fungi, Chytridiomycota, Chytridiomycetes, Spizellomycetales, Powellomycetaceae. Gene Ontology annotation, biological process: amino acid transmembrane transport. The transcript is spliced from 12 exons.